UUUUCUUUUCUCUUUUUUUUUUUCUUUCUUUUUGGAACGUUUUUCGCUUUUUUUUUUUUUCUUUAUUCUCGAAGACUCCUUCUCGCUUUUCCCCACAAGCACUCACCGCGCGCACCUUCCAGCUCUUACCCUUCAUCAAGGAGUUUUGUCCGAUUCGCAACCUGUAACGCCACCCCUUUCAAGUACAAUAUCAGCGAAACAUGUCUUUUGGCUACGAACCAGGGAACCCCCAUUUGCUGGCCGAUGAAAACCUCGGCGCUCGCCCGGUGGGCACGAGCACUCACGCAGCUCGCGCCAACGCCAAGUCCAUGAUGCACGCGGAAACGACAUCGUUCACCGCGGCCAUGGCUGACGGCAACGCCCUCCAGCCCAUCAACCGCAACAACACCGGGUUUGGUGCCCAUUCCCGAGCACAACCGCAGUCGGCCGCUCAGCAACCAAUCCAUCAAGUGCUGAGGCCUGUCGUUCAGCAACACGAUGCGAACGUCGUCCAACCGAUUGCCAAGCGACCUGCGUUGACCGAGCAGGUUGAUGUUAGUCGACAGGAAGCGCGUCCAGACACAGUUGUGGUGUCGCCCUGGGACCAGGCAGUGCUGAGCAAGAGCGAGGCCGAAGUUCGGAUGCGUCAGGCAAACACGUCCAACUCCCCAAUUCCCAUGUCGGUCACGCGCGACGGGUUGCCCCGCGCGACCUUUGGCAACCAGCAAUUGGCUCCGCUCGACUUGGAUGCACAGCCCGCGCCCAUGAGCCACACGAAGCGGUCUUACAAUGACCUUCGAUCAUCAGAGAUCGAUCUGUCGUCACCAAGCUCCUCGCCAGUGCCCUCGGAGCUUGACAAGUCCGUCAUUGUGCACCCAGCAGCGGCGGCGGAAGUCGAAGCGCCAGCCAGCCACGCACAGGAGGAGGAACAAGCUGAGGCGUUUGAUCUUGUCGCCGAUGAGGAGGAGGUAUUCGACGUCGAUGAAGAGGAUCGCGCUCAGAACCGCGAUUUUGGCGAGUACAUGCCCGAAGUCAUGCUUCACUUGCGCGAGCGCGAAAUCGCCGUUCGGCCCGCCCCGUCAUACAUGCAGCGCCAAAACGACAUCAAUGGCAACAUGCGCGCCGUCCUCGUGGACUGGCUCGUUGAUGUCGCUCUCGAGUACAGACUCAAGCCCGAGACGCUGUACUUGGCCAUUGGCUACAUUGAUCGCUUCUUGUCGGAGCUGGCCAUUGCGCGAAGCAAGCUGCAACUGCUUGGCAUUGCAUGCAUGUUCGUGGCUGCCAAGUUUGAAGAAAUCUUCCCUCCGAAUGUGCACGACUUUUUCGAAAUCGCCGACCGGACGUAUGAGGUUGAGCAGAUUAUUCGUAUGGAGCAAGCCGUCUUGAAGACCCUCCGCUUUUAUGUUUCCCAGCCCACCCUGCUCGAGUUCAUCAACCGUGCACUCAAGGUUGUUGGAGCCGACGCGGCCAUGACUAGCCUCUGCUAUUACCUCGGCGAGCUGACGUUGCUCGACGACGCCCACCUUGUGUACCUGCCAUCGGUCAUCGCUGCGGCAGUGACUUUGGUUGCCCAUUACACCUUGACGGGUUCGCCACGCAGCUGGACUGCACACAUGGCCUACUGGACUGGAUACAGCAUCGAGGACGUGUGCAAGUGCGCCGCCGAUGUGUUUGUCAUGUUCCGCAACACGCAUCGCAUUCCGAGGCAGCCGAUCGGGUCGGGCAACGACCGCGACGAACGCAACCGCCUGGCUGCAGUGCAUGUCAAGUACUCUGAGGCCAGCUUCCACCGAGUCGCGCUGCUUGAGCCCCCAGAGCAGCUUCCGGAGCAGGUGAUGUUUGCUCUCGCGGUGGUGGCACAGCGCGAAGGCCAGAUCCGCGAAGAAGAAAACCGCCGUCGAGAACGCCGAACCCCUGCUGCUGUAAUGCGGGCGAUUUUCCAGCGGGCAAACCCCUUCCACUAAAAAGGAUUCAGGUAUUGAGGGUCAAUGCAGGGAAACACCCAUGUCGAGUUUUUUUUUUUUUACCAUGUUGGUUGAAUUAUUUUUGAAUUUGUUGGGAAGAAUUUGUUUUAAUUUUUUUGUGUUUCGGUUGAUGAGUGUAGCGAUUUGUCGAAGCUUUCUGUUUGUCUGAAUACACGAUGGUUUGAA
Messenger RNA from Capsaspora owczarzaki ATCC 30864, 2129 nucleotides. Its product is annotated as cyclin A. Gene Ontology annotation, molecular function: cyclin-dependent protein serine/threonine kinase regulator activity. Lineage: Eukaryota; Filasterea; Ministeriida; Capsasporidae. The transcript has 7 exons. Gene Ontology annotation, biological process: mitotic cell cycle phase transition; regulation of cyclin-dependent protein serine/threonine kinase activity. The record is from RefSeq and is a predicted model, not a curated record. Gene Ontology annotation, cellular component: nucleus; cytoplasm; cyclin-dependent protein kinase holoenzyme complex. Bases 201 to 1943 code for a protein of 580 amino acids.